GUAGCGUUCCACUAGUAAGUGUCUUACCGCCCGGGCUUCUCUCUGACAUGUCUACACUGAAAGAGGUUCACGUUCGAAGAGCCCAACUCGGAUAAUGAAUAAACAACUGCAUCUGUUGGAGAGGUCAUGAGUUCUUCGAGUGCUAGUGAUCUACUUCUGUCUCCAUGCCCUACGUUUCACUCUUUCGUCCUGUGACUCAAGACGGUUGUAGUACUGAAGAUUUAGAAUGAAAUGGUUUCAUAAAAGUACAGAUGCUCCAAGACUCCUCAGUCUAUCACCAUUAACACAGGAUGCAGAAGGCGGAGGAGGAGCAGAAUCACCCUCCUUUAAUUCUAGUAAAGGACCACAAUUAGGUAUGUCUUCAAUGAAAUGCCACAACAAAAGCAACACAGGGAACAAUUUAAAUUUUUACACCUUAGAUGGUCAGCCAUUGGCUGUGGAACCAUCAAGUAGCCAUUUAAUUGAAGGCUCUCCAAGAGAGGAACCAUGUAAUUCCAAGGAAAAACGAAAUCCACUGCUUGAAAAAGUAAAAAUUUCUAGACUUUCAUACCUACCAUCUUUGAAGUCAUCAAAUAAUACGGCUGAAUCCCACAGUUCUCAAAGAAGUGAUUAUUCAAAUGAAAAUAGUGCUUUUAAUCGUAUCAGAAAAUACACAAAAGCUUUAUCCUUUGAAAAUUUGGUUGAAGAUGGAAAUUAUAACCAAAGUCAGAAAAAAGGAACAAGUAAGGAAUCGAACAACUAUGAGUAUUCCUCUGCCGGCAGUGGUAGCAAAGACAUUACAUCACCUAGUAACUCUAAAUCGAAAAACCAAGAAGAAAACAUUUGCUCGAGGUCAUUUCUAACAGCUAAAUUGAAAUUGAUGUCUGAAAGAUAUCUGAAACCUCCCACUAAUAGAUUUAUUGCAAAAUUUUACAAACAAAGCUCGCAAGAUACUGAACAGUAUAUUUCCAGUGACAAAAAUAAAAGUAGGAAAGCUAAAAUACGUAGCUUUUCAUAUGGUGCAUUACCUGGAAUGGAAGAGUUUCGUCAAGAACUAUUAGAUGAAGAAGACAUUGUUCAUUAUUAUAACCCAAGAAAAAAUGAUUCCAUAAAUAUGAGUGCUGAAAAUGAUGAUAGUGACAGUGGUAUUUUAGUUAAUAGUUCAACAAAUUCUUCAUUUGUUGAUUACUUUGGUUCAAAGGCAGCAGAGGAUAAAAUAAAUGUGUGCCAUGUUAGAAGUGUAUCACAAGAAACCUCUGAUAAUGAUUAUCAAAAUUUUUCCUAUGGAUAUAGCAUGCGGAAUCCAAGAGAUGAACUGAAACAUGACAUAAAUAAAAUUGACUCAGAUACACCACCUCCUCUGCCACCGCAUUUUAAGAAUUCACCAAAUAAGUGCAGUAACUAUGAAAAAUCUUUUAUUCUUGUACGAUUAGUACGGAAAAACCCCAAUGAAAAUCUUGGCAUCUGUUUGACAAAAGUGAACAAUUCAGUUAACCCUGGAUAUGUUAUUGCUCAUAUCCUUCCUGGAAGUUUAGCUGACAAGGAUGGCAGUUUUCAAGUGGAUGAUGAAGUCAUAAAUAUUUGUGGAAGGAGGUUAAAAGGUUUACCAUUUGAAAAGGCACGCGAAACAAUUUCAACUGGACCAAUUAAUGUUGAUAUUCUAAUCGCUAGGCAUAUUGAAUGGAAAGCAAACAAAAUGCAGGAAAGUUCUGUCGAUUAUGAAAAUGUUCUUAUUUAUUCUUACUUGAAAGAUGAGCGAUGUAAAUCUCAGCAAAGUAUAAUGAGUGAAACAGUAGACUAUGAAAAAGAUGUUGAUUGUCAUAAAGAAGCUUAUCAAUAUUUAAAAAAUAAUACCCUGAAUCGAAAAGCUUUCAGAAAGAACUUUGGCGUUUUUUCAGGGAAACAGAUAAAAUGUAAUACAGUCACUGAAAAAAGGCAUGGAAGUGCUAUUUCAAAAUGUGCUUUAAGUAAUGAAUCAGGUGGUUCUUCAACAUUUUAUACUUUACCAAGACGCCCUAGGUCAAAUGUAUAUUCAUUGUACACCUUUGUUUUUGAAAAAGGGCCUGGAAAGAAAAGUUUGGGUUUUACCAUUGUUGGUGGGAAAGAUUCACCACGUGGUGCAAUGGGGAUAUUUGUAAAAAGCAUAAUUGAAGGAGGACAAGCUGCUGAGGAUGGACGUCUUCAUGAAGGGGAUGAAAUACUUGCCGUUAAUGGUCAACUUUUUCAUGAUUUAACCCAUUCAGAAGCUGUAUCAAUAUUUAAAAAUAUUAAAUGUGGACCAAUUGCUCUUCAUAUAUCAAGGAGAGUGAGAACUACUAAACCUUCCAGUGCUAAGUCAUGCUUGGAUUUAGUGCAAGAGCCAUCUAUUGGAGAUAGGUAACUUCAUCUGUGAUACUGUCCACUUCAUAUUAGCAAGAUUUUUGUAUUUAUGUUUAUAUCAUGAGAAUAAACCAUAUAAAGAUUAAUUGGAAGAGUUGGAUUCUUUGAUAUUAAUAGAGAAAUACUAAGAAUACUAACAUUAUAUAUGUGAUAUAUGUCUAUUAUUUUUACUUUUGAAACAUGCAUACAAAUAUGAUAGAAUGUUUAUUUUUAUUGUUAGUUAUCAUUUAUAUGAUGAGAUUUAAUAUACUUUUGAUAUUGUAAAUUUGUAAAAAUGAGAAAUAAAUAGUUACAUUUCAAAAUGGAUUUUAUUGUUGUAAUAUAGUUGAAAAAUUGAUUACUGCACUCUAAUGAAAAUCGUUUGUGAUAAGUAUUUGUUUUUUAUUUGCUGCCAUAUGAAUUCAUUUUUGAUUUUGGUUUAGAAAAAAGAUUAGAAUUGAUUUAUUAAAUAUUUUAUAUUUGUAGAUAAGAAAUAUAUGUGUAUAUCUUAUAUGUAUUUUUAUAAAAAUGUACAGUUCAUAAGAUGUAAUUAAAUUUAUUUUUUUUUAGUUUAAUGUCAAUGAAUGAUAUAUAUUUGACAAAAUUGUUGAAAAAUUAUUUUUGAAAGUGUAAAAAAAUAUACUUUACCUGUAUUGUA
This is a messenger RNA of Nezara viridula (southern green stink bug), 2995 nucleotides long. Lineage: Eukaryota; Metazoa; Arthropoda; Insecta; Hemiptera; Pentatomidae. The record is from the annotation of a GenBank genome assembly.